This is a messenger RNA of Rhea pennata, 833 nucleotides long. It is a transcript of the gene BUD31, whose product is annotated as BUD31 homolog. Gene Ontology annotation, cellular component: nucleus; spliceosomal complex. The record is from RefSeq and is a predicted model, not a curated record. The transcript is spliced from 5 exons. The coding region runs from base 199 to 633 and encodes 144 amino acids. Gene Ontology annotation, biological process: mRNA splicing, via spliceosome. NCBI's taxonomy places the organism in Eukaryota, Metazoa, Chordata, Aves, Rheiformes, Rheidae.
GCAUCGCGGCCGCCACCUCAGCGGCGUGGCCGCGGCGGGAAAGGCCCCGCGGGGUGACGUCACAAGGCGCGACAGCGAGGCGGAAGUGGAGCGCGUCCGCCGCGGCGGCACUCAGGACUUUGAGGCAUCCACACGUUUGAGUUUUGGUAAACCCCAUCUCUUGUUACCUCAUCUUUCAGCCUCCUUGUUUUUGAGGCAAUGCCCAAAGUGAAGAGAAGCAGGAAGCCUCCCCCAGAUGGCUGGGAACUGAUUGAGCCCACGCUGGAUGAGCUGGAUCAGAAGAUGAGAGAAGCGGAGACUGAGCCUCACGAAGGGAAGAGGAAAGUGGAAUCCCUUUGGCCUAUCUUCAGAAUUCAUCACCAGAAAACACGUUACAUUUUUGAUCUCUUCUAUAAAAGAAAAGCUAUCAGCAGAGAGCUCUACGAAUACUGCAUCAAGGAAGGAUACGCUGACAAAAACCUGAUUGCAAAGUGGAAGAAACAGGGUUAUGAGAAUCUUUGCUGUCUGCGGUGUAUCCAGACACGAGAUACCAACUUUGGAACCAACUGCAUCUGUAGAGUCCCAAAAAGCAAGUUGGAAGUGGGGAGAAUCAUUGAAUGUACUCACUGUGGAUGCAGAGGCUGUUCUGGGUGAAGUAUUUAGACAAAGGACUUCUUUUUCAGCUUUGAGAGGUAUCGUCCUAUACUAUGAACUGUUCGUGCAGUUAGAACUACUGUGUGUGAUUGGCUCUUUCAUAUUCACCUGGAUCACAUGCAUAAAUACAAUGGCUGUUGUUUUGGAUUAGUUUUCUGUGUAGCCCUUUGAUUUUAAAAUAAACUCUAGCUUCCUGAGAA